GGAUUGCACCACGACGUGGCUCGAAGCUCUUUUGACUCUCCUUCACCCUCUACAGCCCUACUGCUACGAAUUCUGCAGACUGCCGCUCUGCGUUCUCCGCCGACUCUCGAGCCUCGAACCCUCAACAGCCCUCUCUUUCCGAAUCUCCUUCACGCGGUCACGCUCGAGUGCUCGACUUCCACCUCAGGGCCGCGGUCAUCGCCUCGGCGUCGGCGUGGUCACCGGCCCUCAAUCCGGGGAUUCCGGCUGUCCUCUCGCCGGGUCUCUGGCUAUCCCUCAGGCGCCCAGGUCCCUCUCCUCAAAGCUCGACUUAAAUGUUAGUUCAUCAUUUCAGCCCUAGUUUUCUUUAUGCCAAGAAAGCAUAAAUUAUAGUAAGUUGUCAUGGCUGGAUUGGAGGAAUUGAAAAAGAAGCUUGCACCAUUAUUUGAUGCGGAAAAGGGUUUCUCAGGUGGAUCAACCUUGAACUCUAGUGAUUCUUAUAUGCUAUCAGAUGGUGGAAGCGGUACUGUCAACUUAUUGAGCAGAUCAUAUGGAGUAUACAACAUAAAUGAGCUUGGAUUGCAGAAAUGCACAUCUUGGCCUGUGGAUGAAACGGAUCAUUGUGAAAGGACAUAUCGUUGUGCAUCUCAUGAGAUGAGGAUCUUUGGAGCCAUAGGCAGUGGUGCAAGUAGUGUUGUUCAGAGAGCUAUUCAUAUACCCACUCAUAGAAUUCUUGCCUUGAAGAAGAUUAAUAUUUUUGAAAAGGAGAAAAGACAACAGCUUCUUACUGAGAUACGGAUGUUGUGCGAAGCACCUUGUUAUCAGGGCCUUGUGGAUUUCCAUGGGGCAUUUUAUACUCCUGACUCUGGACAAAUAAGCAUAGCUUUGGAGUACAUGGAUGGUGGGUCCUUGGCAGAUAUCAUAAGAGUGCGGAAAUAUAUACCAGAACCAGUCCUUUCAUUGAUGGCUCAAAAGGUCUUACAUGGACUAAGCUAUUUGCAUGGAGUAAGACAUCUUGUUCACAGAGACAUUAAACCAGCAAACCUGCUUGUGAAUCUCAAAGGGGAGUCAAAGAUAACAGAUUUCGGUAUCAGUGCUGGCUUAGAGAAUUCAAUGGCAAUGUGUGCUACUUUUGUUGGAACUGUUACAUACAUGUCACCUGAACGAAUUCGAAAUGAGAGCUAUUCUUAUCCAGCUGAUAUUUGGAGCCUUGGCCUUGCCCUCUUUGAGUGUGGUACAGGAGAAUUCCCAUAUGCAGCUAAUGAAGGACCAGUAAAUCUUAUGUUACAGAUCCUGGAUGAUCCAUCUCCAUCACCAUCAAAAGACAUGUUUUCACCAGAAUUUUGUUCAUUUAUUGAUGCUUGCCUGCAGAAGAAUGCAGAUGCAAGACCAACUGCAGAGCAGCUUCUUUUGCACCCAUUUAUUACGAAAUAUGAGCAAACUGGGGUUGAAUUAGCAGCAUUUGUCCAAAGUGUUUUUGAUCCAACACAGAGGAUGAAGGAUCUGGUUGAUAUGCUGACAAUACACUAUUACCAACUUUUCGAUGGACCUGAUGAACUUUGGCAACAUGCAGAGACCUUAUAUAACGAAGGUUCGACUUUCAGUUUCUCUGGGAAACAAUCUGUUGGACCAAAUGAUAUCUUCACAAAUCUAUCACACCUUAGAAAUACGUUAGCGGGUGACUGGCCUCCUGAAAGACUUGUGCAUGUCGUAGAGAAACUUCAAUGCCGUGCUCAUGGUCAAGAUGGGGUUGCAAUUCGUGUAUCAGGAUCCUUUAUAAUUGGGAAUCAGUUCCUCAUAUGUGGGGAAGGCUUACAAGCCGAGGGCUUGCCGAACUUCAAAGAUCUUUCAAUUGAUAUUUCCUCCGAGCGAAUGGGAACAUUCCAGGAGCAGUUUGUCAUGGAACCAGGGAAUGUCAUUGGACGCUACUACAUAGCUAAACAAGAGCUUUACAUCAUUCAAAAAUAACAAGAUUUUUUUAUUGAGGAGUUGAUAUGAAGGUGGUGGGGGAUAUGUUUGAGUACAUGGAGAUGAACUGACUGUUUUAAACGUCAUGAUUGUUUGCUAAUCACUACUCCGUCUCUGCUUCAUGAUUUGAAACAUGUAGAUACAGAUCAAAUUACCUUUUCCAAUUCCCAAUUGGUUGUUGUAUAGGAGUUGAUAUGAAGGUGGUGAUUGAGUUCAAUCCUGCUUACUGGUGAACUGACAAUGCCUUGUUGAGAUGUACCAAAGCUAAAUAAUUUCUUCUUAUGUUUUAAAUUGUCUUCAUAUCUCUGAUAAUUUUUCCUGAUGGAAGUUGGUGUUUUAGGCUGUAUUGCAUGGAGACAGACAGAUCCAAGUAUGAUGUUCUAAAAGAUAUUACUCAAGAAAUGAAAAUUUAGGUUCCAAGCAAGUUAAAUUAAAUGGUGGCAUGUAUAAACCUACAAAAUAAAUAAAUAAACAGGACGUGAUAAUAUUUCUUCUGUGAGUUAGGAAGAAUAUCAUGCUAGUUAAAUUCUUUCCAUAUUUCUGGGUCCUCUACCUACUUCAGCAACUUUGGUUUAGAUUUUUAUGGAUGAAUAAGAUUGAGGGGAUGAUUUGUGCGAGUCCAACAUACCUUGCUCAUGUGUGUGAGCGACAGUCCAGCUCUUUUGGUAGACAACUUGUGUUCGGGACGUGGAUCUGAAGCCUUUUGUGUGGAUUUGAACCAUAUGUAGACACAAUUUCCUUUGAAAGCCCUCCUCCAAUCCAAAUGAAAAUUAUGGAGGGUUGGGAAAUUCAUCGUACUGUUUCAAACAAAAAAAGUGGAAAAGAUGUCAUCAUGUCAAAUUAGUGGGACUGAAAUUAGCUAUUUAGCUAUUCCAAACUGUAAAGCUGUAUCUGUAAUAAUUUAAAAACAGAAAGGUUUUGAAUGUUAAAUAUGAAGGUUGCUUUUUAGCUUUGUAUGUUAUUAGUAAGGGCUUAAAGCCCUUGUUUUGAUUUCCUGUAAACUGACCUUGAACAUCUCUGUUCAUGGCAGGUACUUUUAACUAUCAUUUCUCCAAGAAAAUUGUGCUGACAAACUCCUCUCUACGGACCGCAUUAUUAAUUUGUAGAUUUAUGCUACAAGAAUCUGAUACUAUCUAACUCUGUAGUGUCAAAGUUUAUGUAUAGUUGCUAAUUAACUUUACUGAUGUAUCAGAGUUUUGUACAUUAGUUCUUCUUUUUCUUUUUUUAUCCCAAAAAUAAAAUACAUAGGUAUCAUUAAUACUAUUGCAGUAAAUUAGGUUUUCCAGUUACUUGGGCCAUUGUUAGAGCUGUUCUACUGUGCUAUGUAUCAAACUUGAGCGAAGAUUGAACCAUGGAAUCUGAAUGAAAUAUAUAUUAGCAUGUGCCAA
Messenger RNA from Malania oleifera, 3335 nucleotides. Its product is annotated as mitogen-activated protein kinase kinase 3. The record is from RefSeq and is a predicted model, not a curated record. Gene Ontology annotation, molecular function: ATP binding; MAP kinase kinase activity. The transcript has 11 exons. Bases 382 to 1947 code for a protein of 521 amino acids. NCBI's taxonomy places the organism in Eukaryota, Viridiplantae, Streptophyta, Magnoliopsida, Santalales, Ximeniaceae. Gene Ontology annotation, biological process: MAPK cascade; protein phosphorylation.